Messenger RNA from Temnothorax curvispinosus, 2357 nucleotides. RefSeq names its product protein phosphatase 1L. Gene Ontology annotation, molecular function: cation binding; protein serine/threonine phosphatase activity. The record is from RefSeq and is a predicted model, not a curated record. Gene Ontology annotation, biological process: protein dephosphorylation. The coding region runs from base 153 to 1613 and encodes 486 amino acids. Lineage: Eukaryota; Metazoa; Arthropoda; Insecta; Hymenoptera; Formicidae. The transcript has 8 exons.
CUUACUUCAUGCUUGAUCAUGCUUGUGCAGAUUCCGGAGCUUAACCACUCCGUUCGGAAUAUUAUUAAGAAUAAGCCUGAUACACUGAUUGGAGUAAUCGAUUCUGGAAAGCAACCUCUGGCACAAGAACAAAUCAGAGCUGUUAAAGUAUUAUGGACGACGAGCUUGAAGAUCGAAUUUUGUAUCAGACAUAUAUAUCACACAUGAAGCUUGUAUCCAAGUUUGCCGUGAGCAUCCCUACUGGAUUAAACGUUGGGAUUAACAGUCCAUUAGGCUACCUCUGCAGGAUUAUGCGGAUUUACGCUCUAAAACCAGAGGUGUUAGUCUGUGGCAUGAUUCUGGCAAUUAUUCUCUUUUACAUACAAGCCGUGGAUGUCUGGAGCAGAGCGCUUCUAGGAAAAAUUCAAUAUACUCUGGGACGUACUACAUCUAAGGUGUCUACAUUGAAAUUUUUAGUUAAUGAUUCAGUGAAUACUGGAGUAAAACUUAGUUGGGAGUUAAAACAAGAUCACAUUGCGGCGUAUGCUGUGCAGGGACAUAGAGCUCGGAUGGAAGACCGUUUUGUGGUGAACGACGACAUGAAUAAUACUGGAGUUUCCUUAUUUGCGGUAUUUGAUGGCCAUGGUGGUGAGUUUGCAGCCAAUUAUGCUCGCGAUAAACUUAUCUCCAAUAUUAACGAAAAAGUUAUUGAAUUGAAAAAUCUACUGGCUGGUAAAGCACCCACUUAUCAGACUGAGCUGAUCUUAAAAGAGCUAGAGAAAAAGAAAAACGACAACAAAAGAGACGAAAAGUUUCUAGAUCGAAGAAAAUCUUUUCGAAAAGUCGCAAGUACAUCCUUAACGGAUGAUUGUAUGAAGAAAGCUAUUGAAGUGACUGAUCCAGAAUUACUCGAUAAACUAGAGAGCAUAACGCCGAUUACGAGAGAGGUCAGACCAUGUAGAUCGGGUGAGAAGCAAGUACUCAAAGUGGACAUGAUGAAUUACAUUGAAGGGAAUAAAAUCAAUUAUGGCAGGCUUCUAACGGAUGAAGUUCUAGCAGCGGACAAAUUAUUGGUGGAAACUGCUAAGAAGAACAUGGAUGUAGCUGGUACAACUGCUUUAAUUGCUCUUUUGGAAGAUAAUAAGUUGAUCGUAGCGAAUGUUGGGGACUCUAGAGGAGUAAUGUGUGAUGAAAAGGGCAAUGCUAUUCCUUUGUCUUUUGAUCACAAACCUCAACAAGAAAGAGAAAAGAGAAGAAUAAAUAAAGCCGGUGGUUUGGUAACUUUUGACGGCGUAUGGAGAGUCGCUGGUAUAUUAGCGACUUCUCGCGCUUUGGGAGAUUAUCCUCUAAAAGAUAAAAAGCUGGUAAUUGCUGAUCCGGAUAUUUUAACAUUCGAUUUGAAUGAUCACAAUCCCAUGUUUAUAAUAUUGGCAUCUGAUGGCCUAUGGGAUACGUUUUCGAAUGAGGAGGCUGUGGCUUUCAUCAAAGAGCGUAUCAAUGAACCACAUUUUGGUGCAAAAAGCAUUACGUUACAGAGUUUUUACAGAGGAUCUGCCGAUAAUAUCACGGUUGUCGUGAUUAAUUUGAAGGAUCGCAAAUUCAGCGUAUCGGAGGCCAGGAAGAACCAGUUAUGAUCUUAAUAGCGAAUUUGUUUUUUCACUUUAAAGUUCCGAAAGUCUAGUCAUAAAAUGAAUAUAACUUGUUGCAAUUUAAGCUAAUUUAUUGCUAAACUGCAUAAUAUAUGUAGAACAUGUUUCCUCGCGUUUGUAAUGUGUUCGUCGACAUUGUAAAUAAUAUUGAAAUAAUUUCAAUAGAAUAUUAUUGUAAAAAAAUUUUUGCAAGUUUAAGAACUAAAAAAAAUUACUUAUUUACGUAUUAUAUUUACGGGCAAUAAUUUCAAGUACAUUAAUUUGUAAAAUUUUGUUUUAUUUUCUUUUAUUUAUUGAAAUAACAAAUUUAACACAAUUAGAAACUUAUCUGGUAUCUCCAUCCAUGCAACUUGCAAUUUUUUAUACAGUUAGAAAGACUAUUAUGUAAAGGCUAUUCCAAAAUUACAAAUUAUAUUGCUCAGUAAGUAUGAGAAUCGGCAAAUCAGUAGCACUGUUGUAUAAGUAUUUAAUCAUCAGGUCAAACUGGCUUUGUCCCAAGAAAGACAAUUUUAUAAUUAGCAUAACUUUGUUACAGCCAAGUUGUUUUUAACAUUAUAAAUUAUCUCUACUUCUUACAUAAAAGUAUAUAAUUUUUUUACACACAUCUAUUUUUUGCAUCAAUAUGUAUAAAAGAUGUGGGAUAACCGCUAAAUAUAGACAUGGUAUGAGAGAACUCAUAAUCUUAUUUUCAUGUACAGAGCAGUGGAAUAAAAUAUAUAUAAUCUAGGA